Molecule: messenger RNA, 723 nt
Organism: Venturia canescens
Lineage: Eukaryota; Metazoa; Arthropoda; Insecta; Hymenoptera; Ichneumonidae
Product: pleckstrin homology domain-containing family A member 8
Exons: 5
Coding region: 1-723 (240 amino acids)
Biological process (GO): intermembrane lipid transfer
Cellular component (GO): cytoplasm
Molecular function (GO): lipid transfer activity
Source: RefSeq, a predicted model, not a curated record
AUGGUGUCGAUGGUUUGUUUCGCCAUAGUCGCACAUACCAUUGACGAUCUUCGUGUAUUUGAGGAUAAAAUGUCGACAUCAAAUCGUAGCACGAGCAAGAGAAGCAAUCGAGAAUCUUCCUGCAACAUAUUUACCCACUUUCCUGAUGUUGUAAACGACCGAAUUGAUACAAAAACAUUUUUGAAUGCAUCUCGUGGCGUCGUCAAAUUGAUCGAAAAAUUUGGCAAACUUUUCGCUCCUGUGAAGUAUGACAUGCAAGGAAACAUUGAGAAAGUGAACGCUGGAUAUUUAUUGGAUAAGGAAAUAAACUCUACACUGCAGGAUAUGAUUUUGUUAGAAGUGGCCGUGGGUGACAGGAAUAUCGCGACUAAUGCAUUGUUAUGGCUGACGAGAGAUUUGCACAUGAUCCAUUCUUUCUUCGAGAAAAUUGUCCAAGACUGCCAAGCAGAGAAAGGGACCGAGGAUCUCGUAGCGAUACUGAAGAAAUCGUAUGAAGAAUCUCUAGAGCCGUACCACGGUUGGAUGGCGAAACAACUUUUCGGGCUCCUCUCGAGAAUGGUACCGAGUCGAUCGUACGUCCUACAGAUUUUGGCGAACGAAAUAACACCUAGAGAAGAUGCGAUCGUUCAAGUGAUGAGCGAUUUUACAAGAAGCCUUAGAACCAACGUAGAAACUUUGCACUGCUUUUAUGAAGAAUAUGGUCUUGAGAAUAACAGGAGUUGA